AAUUUUUCCCGCCUUUUUUUUUUCUUGUUUCAUUUUUUCCCCUUUCAUCCUUUUUCGAUUUCUCUUCUCUGCAUUCAAUCAUGACACGCUUCCAGGCGCCUCUGCCCGUCAAGCCAGCUGCCACAACCACUGCCACGUCCACUGCUGGUGCUGGUGCUGGUGCUGGUGCUGCGGGAGGGCUGCGCGACGCAAACGCUGAAAAUGCAUUGCGAAACAGUAACGGCGCGAUUCAAAAAAUUCAAACGGGCAAGUCCGCUCAGCCUGCUGUUCCCGUUGCUGCUGUUCCCGCUGCUGCUGCUGCUGCUGCUGCACCUGCAUAUGCAAUGAUGGAUACAUACGAGGACGAUGCGAACGACGGGACGGUCUUGCCCGGAGGCCGCGACGGAGACCGCUCCGACAGUGAGGACGACGCUUCCGACGACGACGACGACGACGAGGACGACCAGGACGAGAAGUCGAGAGCCAAGGACCCAGCUGCUGCGUUCUAUCGAGCUCAGCGCAAGCUCUUCCAGACGCCGAUGGUGGGCGGUCCGUCGGCACUGAGCGUGCUCGGCUCGCGGGAUUUGAACGACACAAUCAUGGCCACCUCCCAGGUCGACCCACGCGUCGCAGCCCUCACACAUCAAGAAGACAUGGAGGACGACAGUGCGUCUGAUGACGACGAUAACGAGGAUGAGGAGCCUGGCACAGUGACUGCGACGAGGUUUGCCAAGCCAGCCGCUGCUGUCGCCUCAGACGCCCACCUCUCCAAGCAGCCAGAGCCCAUCAUGACGAUGGAAAUGGACGUGUCAGGCAUCAACGACGACUCCUCGCUCGACCAAAGCGACGAGUCUGCUGUCGCCGACGACAGUCUCGAUUCAACCAUGAUCCAGGGCAACAACAACAACAACAACAACGCGGACGACGAAGCUGGAUCGCUGCGCGAGCCCAUCCACGUCUAUCUUCGCGUUCGACCGCUCACCGCCGUGGAGCUUUCGUCUGGAGGCAGCUGCGUGGAGAUUGUCAACAAAUCCUCAGUCAUCUUGCACCCGCCGGCAAACGCGCACACACUGACCAAAGAGCAGCAAUACAAGUUCACGGCCGUGAUGGGACCAGAGACGGACCAGCGGGCCACCUUUGACAAGACAACGCUGCCUCUGCUCCAAGACGUCGAGCAGGGCCACAACUGCGUCCUCCUCUGCUACGGCGUGACGAACGCUGGCAAAACAUACACCAUGCAAGGCGCGCCGAAUGCCGAGGGUGUGUUGCCGCGAUCUGUCGAGUAUGUCUUUAAUGGCGUUGCAGGCCGUCAGCUGAGGAACUCCCGCCUCAAGCCAAAGUGCUUCAACGACGUGCAGCUGCUCAGCCCCGAGGCAGAGGCCCAAGAGAACGAGUUUCGUCACCACGUCCUCAGCGGCCGCUUUAUGGACGAGAAGAGCGCUUCGCACAUUGUCGCUGAUGCUGAGAGCAAAGCUCGCGCCACAGGCCAGGAAAAGCGCGCCUUCAAGACCGACUACCGCUACAGGUACUCUGUCUGGGUGAGCUACGUCGAGGUGUACAAUGAAAACUUGUACGACCUUCUGCAGGCUCCAGUCCAAGGCAAGGCUCGGCCCAGUCUCAAGCUCGGAAGCGACGCGCAGCAGAAUGUCUACAUGAAGAAUGUGCGCGAAAUCCGUGUCUUUUCGGUCGAAGAGGCCUACCGUGUGUUGCGCUCUGGCCAACGAGCUCGCCAGGUGGCCUCCACUCUGUUGAACAGCGCUUCGAGUCGGAGCCACUGCAUCUUUUCCAUCAAGAUUGUGCGCUCCCUGAGCGAGGACGACCUGACGAAUGCGUUUGCGUCCAGCAUGGCCUUCUUCGACCUGGCAGGAUCGGAGCGAUCUGGCAAGACCAAAAACACGGGUGAUCGUUUCAACGAGGCAUGCUCCAUCAACUCGUCGCUCAUGAAUCUCGGCAUGGUCUUGCGAGCACUGCAGAUCAACCAGCAGCGCAUGCUGGCCGCUUCAAAGAUCAAUCCGCCACCGCGUGUCACUCUGAUGCGCGUCCCGUACCGCGAGAGCAAGCUGACCCACAUUCUUCACAACUUUUUGGCUGAGAACUCGGUCUCCUGCCAUGUGGGAAUGAUUGUCAACAUCAACCCCAGCGUGUCGGACUGCGACGAAACGUCCCAUGUGCUUGGGUUUUCGGCGACCGCGCAAGAGGUCACCACGUUCAAGAACAUUCUGCCAAAGAUUGACACGGGCUUGACCUCAUUGGUGGACGAUAAGGCCGUCAAGCGGCUUGUCGAGGCGUCGGCCAGCGAUGCGGCUGAGGUCGAGCGUCUGCGCGGCUUCAUUCAGGACUUGCUUCGCGAAAAGCGAGAGGCAGACGAGCGAUUCAUUGCCAUGGAGGCACAGCUGCGCGCCGAGGUGGCCCAGGAAAUGAUGGAGCAGCAGGCUGAAUGGGAAGAGUCGCUCAAGGCCAUUCUCACCGAGGAAAACGACCGCAUGAACGACAGGCUGGACGACACUGUCGCCAUUUACACGCGCAUCAUCGAAGAGCGUCGUUCGCAGCUCGUUCGCCGUCAGACUCGACUGUCCAUUGUGGAUAUCGAUGGCUCUCGUCCGUCGCUGGGCCGCUUGUCACUCGUGCCCAACGCGGUAGGCCGCAAGUCGCUCGCGAGCUCCUCGAGUCAAGCCGAGUCCCAGCAGCCUGCAGCCCAGGUGUUGCCCGCCGCUUCCUCGGCCGAGCUGCUGGAUAUUGUGGAUGACGAGGGCCGUCGCAUGUCGCUUGCCACGCUGCGCUGCACCCUCGAGUCGCAGCAAGUCAAAAUCCAAGAGCUGCAAGAGUCCGUCCAGGGCCACGCCGAUACAAACCACCGCUUGUCUGCCAAGCUGCGCAGCGCUGAAGAAACGAUGGAUGCGCUGCGCGAGAAGGCCGACGAGUCCGAGGAGCUGUUGUCCCUGAAAGCCAAGCUUUCGGCCGAGCUGACUGCCCGAGUGGCCGAAGUCGAGGCCUUGACUGCAGAGCUUGCAGCGGCGCGCGCCGAGGCCCUGCAAGCACAGGCUCAAGCCGGGUCCAAGACAACCGCUGCCGAGACCAGAGCCGCGGCUGCAGAGGCCAAAGCGAAAAGCAUGGUUUCAGACUUGGAACAGGCCAUUCAGGAGCUGCAAACCAUGGCUCAGGAGCAGCAAGCGAUGGAUGCCGAGCUCCAAAAGUUCAAGUCAACAGCUGCUUCCGCCGUGGUGCACAUUACCCUCAACGGUGUUUCACAGCAAGUGACCGACGCUGUUGCUCGUGCGAUCGAGGCCCAGCUGGCUUCCCUUGCCGAGGAAGUGACUCUGCUGCGUGCUCAGUUGCAAGAACACAAUGCUGCAUCCAGCAGUGCCCCAGCAGCAGCAGCAGCAACAACAACAACCACAACUGCCAGCCCAUUCAAGGCGGUGCGACCCAGCGACUUUUCUUCCGCACGCGCUGCUGUGGAUGAGCUGGAGCACCUUGCUGAUGCCUCGCUCCGAGAACUCGAGCGCGAGCAGAUUGCCAAAAACACAGUGCCGCUGACCGCUGCUGAAGCGGCCGCAGCGAAUGCGAUGGCUGCUGCUGCUGCUUCAAAGCGCCGUGGGAAGGCGGCCGCUGCUUCUGCUGCUGCUGUUGCUGAUACUUCUUCUGUGGCUGCUGCACCCAAGCGAACCUCCGCGAAACGCAGGUCUGGCGAGACAGGUGGAGCUGACGAACAAGCUCCUUCGGCUGGUGUGACGCCUGUUGAAGGUGGCCGAAAGAAGCGACGCAGCAGUGUGGCACCGGCUUCUUCUGCAGCUUCGACCUCGGGUGGAGACACUCCUGUCGUUGCUGAUGCCAUCAUUGAGGCCGCAGAAAAGUCUCCGCCGCGUCGCAUCAGUGACAUGGGCAACUUGGACGACGAGCCUGGCUCGGCAUCGCGCAGCUCGCAGCGCAACAAUUCGUACUAUUGCGCCAUGGACAAGACGUCCAAAUCUGCAGCUGCCAGCGCGCUCAACGUUCGAUCGCCCUUGUCGCCCUUGCAGCAGUCCGCGUCGGCAACUGCAUCGCCUGCAGAAACCCCCGGUCUUGUUGGUCGAAAGCCAACGCAGCGGUCGCUCAAGCUGCCCGAGGCUGCUGUUCCCUCGUCUCCCGGCAAUCCAGGGUCUGCCUCAGGUCGAGUGUACGCGGCAUUGCGCAACUCGCCAAUCAUGAAGAAGGUGUUUGCGACGCGCAACUACCAGGCUGCAAUGGAAGUGGCUGAAGAGGCCGCACAAACUGCCGCUGGUGCUGCUGCUGCUGCUGCCAAGACGGAUGUUGCGGCAAAGCCAACCAAGGCUGGCACUCGCAAGCUGAUGGCGCGUCCUGCCACAACCUCCAAGCUGCUCAAUGGCACCUCCGGCAUGGCGGACUCGCCCAGCAACAUGCGUCUGCACGCCACCGUUGCUGCCGCUCCGAUUGAGCGUCUCUUGUCGCCGAUCGCCGGCCGCACGCGAACCCGCGCAUCCAAAAAGUAGAGGAGCGGUCCUCCCCUUGCUUUUCGUUGUUGAGUUGAAGCUGUUUAUCGGAUUGCUGCUGCUUUUCCGGGUUGAUGAUGUUUGAUAGAAGUUGAAUGUUGUGUGUUUUCUUAUUUCUAUGCUAUGCAUGAUGAUGGUGAUGGUGAUGAUUGAUUAUUGGCUUGCCACAGUGAACAAUGGUAGUUCUAUUAAAAACAAUUCUAUG
This is a messenger RNA of Capsaspora owczarzaki ATCC 30864, 4674 nucleotides long. RefSeq lists its product as hypothetical. Bases 81 to 4469 code for a protein of 1462 amino acids. The transcript has a single exon. Gene Ontology annotation, biological process: mitotic spindle organization; microtubule-based movement. Gene Ontology annotation, molecular function: microtubule binding; microtubule motor activity; ATP binding. The record is from RefSeq and is a predicted model, not a curated record. NCBI's taxonomy places the organism in Eukaryota, Filasterea, Ministeriida, Capsasporidae.